ACGGAAGUGCGCUAACAUCCGGGUCUCUUAAGUUUCGGUUCAGUCGGUAGACAAAAUAUCUGAGAAAAGGCGGAUUUUAUUGGACUGUUUUGGAUAAAAACAACAACAACAACAACAACAACAACAACAACAACAACAACAACAACAACAACAACAACAACAACUGGAAACAGAGGCAGGAUGUUAAUGGCUGAACAGUGUGAGUGUUAGCUCUCGGCUCAGCAUGACGUCAGUGGCAGACAAGGUGGUCUUCAUCCCGGAGCAGGCGUGUGUCCUCACGGUUCCUGUUCACUCACUGCCUUCAUCCAUCACCAAGAAGAUGUGGGCGUGUCCCGUUCGGUCCGACCGGCCGGCUGUGUUCAUCUCCCCGGUGGAGCUGAGGGAGAAAGGAACGGCCCACGAACCUUCACCUUUAACCCCAGGACAGUUCUUCCUGCCGGUCAUGACGUCUAACUCCAGAGCUUUCAGGAUCCUCAGGGACUUUCUACACUCACCUGAGAACUCACUGCCGCGUCCAGGUGAGAACUCACUACGGCAUCCAGGUGAGAACUCACUGCCGCGUCCAGGUGAGAACUCACUACGGCAUCCAGGUGAGAACUCACUGCCACGUCCAGGUGAGAACUCACUGCCGCGUCCAGGUGAGAACUCACUACGGCAUCCAGGUGAGAACUCACUGCCGCGUCCAGGUGAGAACUCACUGCCGCGUCCAGGUGAGAACUCACUACGGCAUCCAGGUGAGAACUCACUACGGCGUCCAGCUGAGAACUCACUACGGCGUCCAGGUGAGAACUCACUGCCGCGUCCAGCUGAGAACUCACUACGGCGUCCAGCUGAGAACUCACUGCCGCGUCCAGCUGAGAACUCACUACGGCGUCCAGCUGAGAACUCACUGCCGCGUCCAGCUGAGAACUCACUGCCGCGUCCAGCUGAGAACUCACUGCCGCGUCCAGCUGAGAACUCACUACGGCGUCCAGCUGAGAACUCACUGCCGCGUCCAGCUGAGAACUCACUACGGCGUCCAGCUGAGAACUCACUGCCGCGUCCAGCUGAGAACUCACUGCCGCGUCCAGCUGAGAACUCACUGCCGCGUCCAGCUGAGAACUCACUGCCGCGUCCAGCUGAGAACUCACUGCCGCGUCCAGCUGAGAACUCACUGCCGCGUCCAGGUGAGAACUCACUACGGCGUCCAGCUGAGAACUCACUGCCGCGUCCAGGUGAGAACUCACUACGGCGUCCAGGUGAGAACUCACUGCCGCGUCCAGGUAAGAACUCACUACGGCGUCCAGGUGAGAACUCACUGCCGCGUCCAGCUGAGAACUCACUACGGCGUCCAGGUGAGAACUCACUACGGCGUCCAGGUGAGAACUCACUACAGCGUCCAGGUGAGAACUCACUACGGGCUCCAGGUGAGAACUCACUACGGCGUCCAGGUGAGAACCCACAAGCAUGUUCUGCGUUCUCAAAAAGGAAGAACGCCAUCGUUCUUUUUGAUACCAAGAUCUUCCUCAUUCUAAGAGAAGCAAAGGCACCUGAUUGUCUCCUGGAGAAGCCAAGCCCCGCCUCACCCGAACGUGAAGCUCCGCCCCCAAAUUCACAGAGUAAAACACAGGACGACGACAUCACUGACAGGAAGAGGAGUGGAGAUGGUGCUGAUGCUGCAGAGGAUCAUGGGAAAUGUGCGCUAGAGGAGAGAGAACCUGAUGUGAUGAUGGACAGAGCGAAUAAACCGAUGAAAGAAGUGAGCACCAACACACCAAGAGCUGGCAACCAUCUCACAAAGCUGGAGGAGGAGGUGGAGGAGGUGGAGGAGGAGGAGCAAAGACGUGACCUUGAGACCAGAUCAGCUGCAGAAACUCAGAAGGGAAAAGAAAAGCGUUCAUCAGAUAACGAGGAUGAAAUGAAAACGAGUGAAGAGAAGAGUUCAGUAGCCAAACCUACAUGCUGCAAACGUCUCCUUUUCACCGGCGCUCAGAGUUCAUCAGGAACAGACGCAAACGAGCGACGAGAUAAAAGUGAGGUCAAAGGUCAGACCUGCGACUCGGCCUCCGUCAGCGCCGAAGAGAUCAUAGACGUGAACGCAGACGAUCGAGGUUCCCAGGACAACACAGAAGAUGCGAACAAAGAGACGGAGAAUUCUAAAAGUCACGUCAGCGUCAGACCGGGAAAAGGUCAGAGGUCACACAAAGAGAGUGCCGCCGAGAUCAUCGACAUAAGCGACGAUGACGAUCACAGCUCAGGCGGCGAGAACGCGGUCGGAACGAGCGCUAGCCAAGUGGAGAAACUGCUGGAACGCUGUGAAAUUCUCAAACGCAGAAUAAGCGACUGUGUAAAAUUACAGGUUUCAUCUCUCAAAUGUAACAAAGCAAGUCACGAUGUCGCCAUGGAAACGGGUGCCGAUCACAACGACCUGAUAAUCGUCGACGAAUCGAAUCAAAACCCAAGCAGCGGUAAACAUCAGGGUAAAGGGGCGGACUCUAAAAGAGAAGGUUGUGUAAGCGCGGUUCAGAUCUUAGACCUGGAUGAUGAUCAAGUUUCACUCGAAAGUCCAAACUCAAAGGCGGAGCAGAGGGCGUGUCCGAGCGAGGCGGAGAAGAGGGCGUGUCCGAGCGAGGCGGAGCAGAGGGCGUGUCCGAGCGAGGUGGGGCAGAGGGCGUGUCCGAGUGCGCCGGGGGAAAGUGUGGUAAAGAUCCUGGACCAGAGCGAUGAUGAUGAGGUCAUCAUAACCGACACAGAGUUCAGAAACUCACACGGACCUCAGAUCGGUGGUAAAGCUAACGGAUGUAAACGGAGGAUUAGCGGCGGGACGACGGAGGAGACGGAUUCAGGCGUAGCGACUAAACGAAGUAAACCUGAGGAGAAACCUUCAGAAAGUGCCGUAGAUGCAAAAUCUCAGGUUAAAAAUCAUACCGGUGAUGUUGAGAUCAUCGAGGUUGAUGAUGAUGAUGAUGAUGAUGAAAUCACUGAGCUGCCCACUGAGAGUCUGACCACACUGGAGAUAAUAAAAAGCUGUAAACGGGACGUUUCUGAGAGCCACAGAAGUGACGGGCUGAAGGUGGGGGUCGAAAGCGACGUUGAGGAUCAGAGGAUCGACGCUGAAGAUGCUUCAGACGGACACUUCAAACGUUCUCCUGGAGCUGAUGUUAAUCAAGCUAAAGGUUUGUUGCAGCUGAUGAGGGUCCAGGACCAUGAUCAGGAUCUGAGUGAAGAUGAUGCAGAGUCUAAUCAUGACAUUAAUAAGACUUUAGCUGAAGGUCCAGUCAGUAAAGUUCAGAGUUCUGAUCAAAAUAAAAACGUUGCGACCGCGACCACGCGAGUAAACGCCAUGAAGCAGAAGGUGACAGAUGAUGAAAGGUCCAACAAAUCUCAUGUUCCUGAGGUUCAGAGUGAAAGAGCGUCUGAGACAGAGAAUGACGUCUGGGUUCAGCUGAGUGCAGCUGAGGAUCCAGCUUGUGAAGGUCCUCAGGCUGCUGAUGUCCUGGAUUCAUCUGCAUUGUUUGAACAUAGUGAGUUUGAAGAAGAAACAUCUGAAGCCACCAAUCAGAGCUCACGUGAUGAGGGAGCAGGUGUGUGGCUCCUCCCAGCGUCUCCUCAAGUGGGUCACGCGGUGGAUUACGAUAUGCUGAGAAGGCAGGAGAACAUCAGCUGGACCCGAGAGAAACUCAAGAGGUUUGAGGAGAAACUUAACAGUCUGAAGAACCCACAGCACUGAUGGGAACGUUCAGGAAUGUUCAGGAAUGUUCAGGAAUGUUCAGCUGAUUUUUGUUUCUUAACUGCGAAAAUGCAUCAGAUUAACAAUCAGCUUGUGGAGAACAUCUACUUUAUACUACAGCAUGUGAAACACACACACACACACACACACCACGGAACACACACACACACACUCACACACACACCACAGAACACACAUACACACACACACACAC
This is a messenger RNA of Tachysurus fulvidraco (yellow catfish), 3923 nucleotides long. RefSeq lists its product as uncharacterized. The record is from RefSeq and is a predicted model, not a curated record. The transcript is spliced from 4 exons. Bases 224 to 3709 code for a protein of 1161 amino acids. NCBI's taxonomy places the organism in Eukaryota, Metazoa, Chordata, Actinopteri, Siluriformes, Bagridae.